ACCGAGGCCGGCCUGUCGAUAGCACCGGCGUUGUUUCGCUUAUCAGCACUUUUCGACUCCGAUCGACGGAGCCGAUGCCGAUAAGCCCGCGCGACACGCGUGGAAUUUUAUAUAAAGGAAAAAACUAAGUGGACGCUUCACUGGCCGCAAUUGUGGAUCGUCGCGUGAGAGAGAGUCACUCUCACCGGCGGACGUGACUAAUAAAUUAAUUAAGACAGUAAUGAAUUUUCAACCCUUUUAACUUUCAGUUAAAAGAAAAGAAUUAUUUAACCGCGUUAUAUAUAUAAUUUGCAACGCCGACACAACCAUAGUUAUUGGUGAAACUUCAGUCUGAUAAUAAAUCUGGACUUUCAAUGAUCAAGCCAUGUGACGUGAUUAAAUAGUAGAGUAUUUAAGUGACAGUUGAAAUUUGAUAAAUCGGUGACAAAACGAUCGCCGUGUGAUCGCAAACACAUUCGGCGAAAAGAAGUAGCAAGAAUGUAGCCGUGAAUGUGUCUCAAGGAUAAUGCCAUUUUUCUAGAGUGAAACAUUUUUACACUCUAUCCUGCAUCGACGCAAGAUCACUGAGAUAAUUGGCGGGGUCCAGGAACGGAAUCGUAAAGUCCGAGAGGCGUCAAAAGAAUUUGCUUUGGACAUGCGUUGGACGAAGAUAACAUGAGGUUCUCGUGCUUCCCGAGGGCCAACAUCCUCGGGCAGAGGGGUAGCAUUAAUCUCACCCCUCUGCCAGGCUACGAGGAAUCUACCAGCUUCACUAUAGGCGUCGUACGUCUUAUUAACAUACGUCCGUUACCUGGUACUUUACCCACACUAGCUGUAAAUGGCACUGCUCCAUCAUCGUCUGCAUCAUCCACAUCAUUCACGAAAGUCAUAGUGUCGUCUCCGCCAUCUGAUGCCAAUCAUGUCGAUCAUCUACCGCCACAUCGAGAAGAGUCCAGAUUAGAAGACGCGGCUGCUGUGAACAAUGGCGAACAACACGUGAAUAAUCCAAGGGGUGGCGUCAUCGGAAGAACACCGACGCCACCCUCGGCACCGACGCCCGUAUACGAGAAAGACGCCAGGAGUGCGAGGCAAAUUAAAAGGGCUAUUUUGGAGAAUGAAUUUCUGGGUAAUCUUGAAGAAAAUCAAGUGGAAGCACUCGUCUCUGCCAUGUAUCCCAAACAAAUACCCGCUAAUACUCUGGUUAUCCGAGAGGGCGAUAUAGGCUCGCACUUAUACGUAUCGGCGGAAGGAGAUUUCGACAUUUACGAAGGGAACAAAUUCCAAAGAAGUUUCGGACCAGGAGUUGCAUUCGGAGAAAUCGCUCUAUUAUACAAUACGAAAAGACUUCGAUCUAUUAGCGUAAAGAAAGCUGGUAAAGUAUGGGUGCUCGACAGAUCAGUAUUUUUAACUGUAAUGAUGAGAUCGGCUCAGGAACAGCUGGAGGGCAACAUCCGCUUCCUCCAACGCGUUUCCGUUCUUCAAAAACUUCCGGAACCCAAAGACCAUGUGCUCGCAAAGAUAUCCGAUCUCAUAAGAGUUGAAUUUUUCCAAGCUGGCACGAAAAUAUUGAAGCAGGGCGAGAAGGGUGAGAAGUUCUAUAUAAUCAGCGGCGGCAACGUACGUAUCACCAAAGACACCGAGUACGGAGGCGAGGAGGAACUGGUGGUCCUCGGCAAAGGAGAUUAUUUCGGCGAAUUGGCUCUCUACGACGAGGGUGAGCGACGUGCCAACGCGAUCGCGCUUGCACCUGGUGUCGAAUGCUUGACACUGGACAGAACGUCAUUCCUGAACUAUCUGGGCAGUCUGGAUGAGAUUCGUAACAAGGACUGGCUGGCGGAGUACGAGAAGCAAAAGCGUUCGUUGACCCCGAAGAAGUGGACCAAUGAGUAUGCAAGCUUAACCUUGAUCGACUUUGAGACGAGGGGAACAUUGGGAGUGGGUGGAUUCGGUCGUGUCGAACUGGUCACACUCAAGUCCGACCCGAAUAAGAGCUUCGCGUUGAAGAAACUCAAGAAGAAGGUCAUGGUCGAGCAGCAACAGCAAGAACACGUGCUGAACGAGAAACACAUUAUGCAAGCAUGCGAUUCUCCUUUCAUAUGCAAACUUUAUCAAACGUACAAGGACAACAAGUACGUCUAUUUCCUCAUGGAAGUGUGUCUCGGCGGAGACGUUUGGACGACCCUUCAAAGGAGGCGUAAUUUCGACGACGCCACUACACAGUUUAUGGUCGGCUGUGUAGUAGAAGCCCUCGAUCAUCUUCACUCACUAAAUAUCGUUUAUCGGGAUCUCAAACCGGAGAAUCUUAUGCUCGAUUCGCGCGGCUAUUUGAAACUAGUGGACUUUGGUUUUAGUAAGAAAAUCGGUCCGGCUAAAACGUGGACGUUUGCCGGUACGCCCGAGUACGUCGCACCGGAAAUUAUUUUGAAUAAAGGCCACGACAGGGCGGUGGAUUAUUGGGCCCUCGGCAUCCUAACGCACGAGCUCCUCGUUGGUAAGCCGCCUUUCCGAGGAUCCGAUCACAUGACGACUUACAACAAUAUUCUAAAAGGUAUCGAGAUGGUCGGUAUACCGAGCGUCGUCAACAAAAACGCUAAUAAUCUCAUCAAGAAGCUACUCCGUUUGAACGCCUCGGAACGAUUGGGUUACCAGCGAAACGGGAUACAGGACAUUCGCGAUCACAAAUGGUUUUCCGGAUUCAACUGGCAGGCUCUUCAAAGAUUGGCUCUACCGGCUCCCAUUGUACCAACGGUACGACAUCAGCUGGACACGCGAAACUUCGAAAGAUAUCCACCUGACCGCGAUAUUCCACCGGACGAAUUUUCCGGCUGGGACAUCGAAUUCUGAGAAUAAGUUCUCGUCGUAACGAAGAUACGGCAAUUAGACAAUACACAGUCUUUGCGCUAUAUAUAAAAAUGCAUUUGUUAAUUGUUUGUGUCUCUAUGGAAAUAUUAUGGCUCUUUUAUUAAUUGUUACCAAAAAAUUAUGACAAAGAUACUAAAAUAAUUGUAUCGAUACAAUUUCGAGAUGUAAAAACGGAUAGCUGCACCAUAGAUUAAGGUAUUUGUUAUUUGUUAAUAAUUACUUAGCAAUAAGUAGCCUUUAUCCAAAAAAUUUUUCAAAAAAAAA
Messenger RNA from Wasmannia auropunctata (little fire ant), 3105 nucleotides. Its product is annotated as cGMP-dependent protein kinase, isozyme 1-like. The record is from RefSeq and is a predicted model, not a curated record. Gene Ontology annotation, molecular function: cGMP-dependent protein kinase activity; ATP binding. Bases 655 to 2823 code for a protein of 722 amino acids. The transcript is spliced from 13 exons. Gene Ontology annotation, biological process: protein phosphorylation. Lineage: Eukaryota; Metazoa; Arthropoda; Insecta; Hymenoptera; Formicidae.